GGGAGCCACGAGCCACUGUUACACCUGUGCCAACUAAACUUCCUACAACGAAUUUAAUGCGAAAAACAGAAAUUUUUGAGCACCAAAAUUGAAGUGUACACGUACAGUACCACAUAGUACACACAUAGUACAUGUACUUACACCUAGCCAAAUUUUUCACAAAAAAGAAGCAGGGGCCGCGGACAUACCCCACACUCUGCUCACUAGUGACCAUAGUGACCUGGCGUAUCGUCGUCCAUGGCCCUUGGUCCACACUCACUACCAUUGCAACUACAAUACAAAUAGCGAUACAGUUGGAUACAGCAGCGGCAUCCGCGAUAAUGUGAUUGGUUCGCUCAUGACCUCCAAACGCCGGCGAAUCGGCAGACUCGAAAAAAGGCACAAAAGAAAACCACAGUGUGCUGCUCGCGCAGUGUCAAGAAGCGACAUGGACGAUGAAUCAACAUCCACCACAUCCUCUUCAAUUUUCAGUUACCAGUCUAUAAAACUACCAACGUUAGUACCAGCAACUUCAAGCUUUGACUCUUCAAACAAUAGAGAAAACGUGAUGUUGGUACCAAUAGAGGAAGUUAUAAUUAAACAAGAAGAUUGUCAAGAAUUCAAGUAUGAAGUUGAGGAAGAGUCAAUGGAAGUGCCCGAGGUCGAAAGUAAUCUUUCAUUGGAAAUACCACAACAAUACGAAAACCCAGUAAAACCUUUACCACCACUCAGAGCCAAACGAGUCGUACCGCCACUCACCUCCAACCGAGUCUUACCACCAAAACGUCAUAAAGCCAUUCAAGUUGGCCAACCAUUUUUUGAAUCUCUAAAUUUGAAGAAAAGCCACGACAUCUUACAGUUUUGCCAAGCUAGCCUUAUUAAUACUGAUGAAGAUGAAAUGCCAGUGGAUCAAAAUGAUGAGUGUACCAAUACCAAUGCACAAAGUAGUAGGCCAAGGAGGAGUCAACGGCAGACACAGAAAAUUGCAAUGGUUGCAAUGAAAGAGGUUGCUGUAGAAUAUGUUUGCCGUCUUUGUGAAGAAAAGUCUUACAGCAAGCUUGUGAAAAUAUUUGGCACCCAGGGAAAGCAAUUAAAAUUAGCAGAUAAAAUUCAUUUUCAUUUACCAGUAAAGGUAAGAGCAAAUGAUAAACUUCCCCUUGGACUUUGUCUCUCCUGUGUGCAAGCCUUAAAAGUCUGUGAUGAAAUAUAUCAGAAAAGCCUGACUGCAGAUAGUCAUCUGCGUAAGAUUUUUCUUGAAGAAGACCCAAAUAAGCCCCCUGUUUUGUCUGAUCAAAAGAAAGUUUCAAAGGUUGCACCAAUAAUUAAACCUAAGAAUACAAAAGAGCUCUCAACCAUUGGAUCGGAAGAAAACAAGGAGGCUUCAACUACUGAUAAAAUGAAUACUGAUGCCAGCCGGAAAGAAGCAGAUGAACAAUUGGAUAGGGAUAAUUGUCCAGUUGAUAGUCAAAACUCAGAUUCUUCUGCUUCUACUGAUGAGGAAGAUGAAGGGGAUGAGGUUGAUGAGGAUGAUGAUGAUGAAGAAGCAGACAAGAAUGAUGAUGGUGGUGGUGAUGAUGAUGAUGACGAUGAGAGUGAAGAUGACAGUGAGGAUGAGAGUGAGAGUGAUAUUGAGGAUGAUGUUGACAACAGUAAUCAAGACAAUAAUGAGAAUAAAGAAAAAAGAGUUUUUAAUAUGUUAUGCUACAUUUGUCAAGAUAUACUUCAUGGCAAAGAAGCUCUUCUUGCACAUAGAAACACUCAUUCUGGAGAGGAGAAGGGUCUGAAAUGCCUGGUCUGUGAAGAGCAUAUGCCUGAUGAUGACAGCUAUUUGCGUCACCACAACUUGCAUGGAGGGUAUCCUUGUAUGAGAUGUGGGAAGAUAAUGAAAAGCAAACAUAGUUUACGACAGCAUGUUGAAAGACACAUCAGCCCUACUGUUUAUUGUGAAGUUUGUGGGAAGUCUGUUGCUUCAGUGUACAAACUCAAGUAUCACAUGAUCACACAUACUGAUGAAAGACCUUAUGCUUGCACAAAAUGUGAUUUGAAGUUCAAGACACAAGGAACUCUUCGUCAACACUCAGCAAUACAUAGUGAUAAGCCAUCUCAUAUCUGUGAUAUUUGUGGACAAGCUUAUCAUCGUCAAAGUCAUCUAAGGCAGCACUUAGACAUGCACAAAAGGGGACAAAUUAUGCCAAAUUACUUUAAAAUAACAUGUAAUUUGUGUGAUCUAAAGUUCAAAUUUGAACACCAUUUAUUUAGACACAAGAUAGCUGCUCAUAGUUUACAGCCAACUGAGGAAGACAAGCAGAAAUAUUCUUAUUUGUUCAGAGGGCCUCCUGAUGAUAGCAACAGUACAUUGUGCCAUGAAUGUGGGGAAGACCUUGUGACAAAAGAAGCAUUAAAAUCACAUAGAAAAUCGGUUCAUGGACUGUCAUAUCCAUGUGGGUAUUGUGAACGAGUAUUAAAGAGCAGGCGUGCGUUUGAGUAUCAUGUCAGAGGACACACAGGAGAGCGGCCAUUUGUUUGUCAAGAAUGUGGUGAAGGUUUCAGGUCAGAAACAGAGUUGGGUUAUCAUGAAAAUAAGCACAAAGGUGUGAGACCUCACAAAUGCCAGUUCUGUGACAAAAGUUUUCAAAGAGUCACUACGCUAUACCAACACAGAUUGAUUCAUACAGCAGAAAAGAAACAUGCGUGUACAUAUUGCCCUUACAAGACACAUCGCCCUGCAGCUCUCAAGGUUCACCUUAGAGUGCAUACUGGGGAAAAACCAUUUAAAUGCAAAGAAUGUGGAAAAGCUUACAAGUAUUCCACAGACUUUUCAGCUCACAUGGCUAUGCAUACUGGUGAAGCUCGUCCUCGCAGGGCUAGGCCAAAGCAGAAAAAUAAUGUAGAAUUGGAACUUGCUACAGUAUCCGAACCAUUAGAUAUGCCCUCUUUAAUGUCUCUUUAAUGCACUCUAGAAUAAAACUGCAUGCACUCUAUUUUUUUAAUUCUUAAGAAUUGUACCUAUUCAUAUACCUGCAAUUAUUUUAUCUCAUGCCUUUUCUCUCGAAUUAAGUAAGCUUCUGGGUUUGUGUUUAUUUAAUUCAUGAUCUCAAUCUCAUUCAGUUGCUCUGUAGGUGACAAUUUGACAAGUAUUUUUCUUAAGUAUGAGUAAAUAUACUCAAAACAUUGUUA
Messenger RNA from Frankliniella occidentalis (western flower thrips), 3156 nucleotides. Its product is annotated as zinc finger protein 37. Bases 338 to 2929 code for a protein of 863 amino acids. NCBI's taxonomy places the organism in Eukaryota, Metazoa, Arthropoda, Insecta, Thysanoptera, Thripidae. The transcript is spliced from 10 exons. Gene Ontology annotation, cellular component: nucleus. Gene Ontology annotation, molecular function: zinc ion binding. The record is from RefSeq and is a predicted model, not a curated record.